Lolium rigidum is the source of this 1488-nucleotide messenger RNA. RefSeq names its product endoglucanase 3. Gene Ontology annotation, molecular function: hydrolase activity, hydrolyzing O-glycosyl compounds. The record is from RefSeq and is a predicted model, not a curated record. The transcript has 7 exons. The coding region runs from base 1 to 1488 and encodes 495 amino acids. Lineage: Eukaryota; Viridiplantae; Streptophyta; Magnoliopsida; Poales; Poaceae. Gene Ontology annotation, biological process: carbohydrate metabolic process.
AUGGCUCUCCUCCGCUUCACCAUCCUCCUGCUCGCCGUCCUGCUCCUCCACAAUGCCGCCGCCUUGCCGCACCACGGCCCCGCCAAGCACGACUACAGGGACGCUCUCACCAAGUCCAUCCUCUUCUUCGAGGGCCAGAGGUCCGGGAAGCUGCCGCCGUCCCAGCGCGUGUCCUGGCGCAGGGACUCGGGCCUCUCCGACGGCUCUUCUAUCAAGGUUGAUUUGACGGGCGGGUACUACGACGCCGGGGACAACGUCAAGUUCGGGUUCCCGCUGGCAUUCAGCGCGACGAUGCUGGCAUGGAGCGUGCUGGAGUUCGGCGGGAUGAUGAAGGGGGAGCUGCAGCACGCCAGGGACGCCGUCCGCUGGGGCUCCGACUACCUCCUCAAGGCCACCUCCCACCCCGACACCGUCUACGUCCAGGUUGGGGACGCGAGCAAGGACCACGCAUGCUGGGAGCGGCCGGAGGACAUGGACACGGCGAGGACCGUGUACAAGGUCGACCCGAGCACCCCCGGCUCCGACGUCGCCGCCGAGACCGCCGCCGCUCUCGCCGCGGCUUCCCUCGUCUUCCGCAAGUCCGACCCGGUCUACUCCAGCCGCCUCGUCGCCAGGGCCAAGCGGGUGUUCGAGUUUGCUGACAAGCACAGGGGCACAUACAGCACCAAGCUCUCGGCAUACGUCUGCCCAUACUACUGCUCCUAUUCAGGAUACCAGGAUGAGCUGCUAUGGGGCGCCGCAUGGCUGCACAGGGCCACCAAGAACCCAACCUACCUCAACUACAUCAAGCUGAACGGCCAGAUCCUCGGCGCCGACGAGCAGGACAACACCUUUGGCUGGGACAACAAGCACGCUGGAGCAAGAAUCCUCAUCUCCAAGUCCUUCUUGGUGCAGAAGGUGGGCGCCCUGCAGGAGUACAAGGGCCACGCCGACAGCUUCAUCUGCUCCAUGGUUCCCGGAACCCCCACCGACCAGACGCAGUACACCAAGGGCGGCCUCCUCUUCAAGCUCAGCGACAGCAACAUGCAGUACGUCACCUCCAGCUCCUUCCUCCUGCUCACCUACGCCAAGUACCUCGCCUUCUCCAAGAAGACCGUCUCCUGCGGCGGCGCCACCAUCACGCCGCAGCGCCUCCGUGCCAUUGCCAGGCGCCAGGUUGACUACUUGCUUGGGACCAACCCGAUGGGCCUGUCGUACAUGGUGGGGUACGGACCCAAGUACCCGAAGAAGCUCCACCACCGGGCCUCCUCCCUCCCCUCCGUCGCGGCGCACCCGGGCAAGAUCGGCUGCUCGCAGGGGUUCACCGGCCUCUACUCCGGCGCGGCCAACCCCAACGUGCACGUCGGUGCCGUCGUCGGCGGGCCCAACCAGAACGACCAGUUCCCCGACCAGCGCAACGACUACGAGCACUCCGAGCCGGCCACCUACAUCAACGCGCCGCUCGUAGGAGCGCUCGCCUACCUCGCCCACUCCUCCGGCCAGCUCUAG